GCCUGUUACAUAACGCGCUCCAAUCACAUCCAGCUUCAAACACACCCCUGCUCGAUCACAUCCCGGCUGCUCGAUCACAUCCCGGCUAAUCGAUCACAUCCCUGCUCGCGCUGAAGGGAUCGGUGGUGCUUUAAGAGACAGAGUGGAUAGAUCCGCGAACGGGCUGGACCCCUCCUACCUCCCAGCGGGUUAAAACUCUGCCGUGUUCUCUUCCAGCCGAUAUUCCAAGUUAACUGAGAGCUGACAUGUUGGCAGAGAGAGGAAGACGAUGAUGCAGAAAGAUGAUGCAGACCUGUGAUCAAUGCCAGUAUCAUUAACCACUGAUAACUGCUGCCCACCCGUACAACACGAGCCAAUCAGCACACAGCCUAUGGAAGAAGCGUUCGAUCAGUUCAUCAUGGAGUCUCACCCCAAAGCCAACUACAGCCUCAUCCAACUAGCCUGGGACCAGGAGGAGUGUCCUUCCUCCAAGAGUGGCACCACCUUCCUCAUCCUGGUCUACAGCACCAUGAUCGCCGUGGGCAUCGUGGGCAACUCUUGCCUGGUCUUCGUCAUCGCCAGGCAGAAGGAGAUGCACAACGUCACCAACAUCUUCAUCGCCAACCUGUCCUGCUCGGACAUCCUCAUGUGCAUCUUCUGCCUGCCCGUCACGCUCAUCUACACCCUGAUGGACCGCUGGAUCCUGGGGGAGGCCCUGUGCAAGCUCACCCCGUUCGUGCAGUGCAUCUCGGUGACGGUGUCCAUCUUCUCCUUGGUUCUCAUCGCCAUGGAGCGCUACCAGCUCAUCAUCCACCCCACGGGCUGGAAGCCCAUGGUCGGCCAGUCCUACAUGGCGGUGGGCAUCAUCUGGGUGGUGGCCUGCCUCAUCUCCGUGCCUUUCCUGUCCUUCACCGUGCUGGACAACCUGCCGCUCCAGAACCUCAGCCUCCCCUUCCCCGGCCAGGACCACUGGCUGUGCACAGAGAGCUGGCCCACCAACAGCAACCGUCUGGCCUACACGACCUCCCUGCUGGUCUUCCAGUACUUCCUGCCGCUGGGGCUGAUCGCCGCCUGCUACUUGAGCAUCUUCCUGCGGCUGCGGCGGAGAAAGGACAUGGUGGAGCGUGCCCGCGACUCCUCCAGGGACAACCGGGCCAAGGGCUCGCGGCGGAUCAACGUCAUGCUGGGCUCCAUCGUGGCGCUGUUCGCCGUCUGCUGGCUGCCGCUCAACAUCUUCAACACCGUGUUCGACUGGCACCACGAGCUCAUGGUCUCCUGCCAGCACAACCUCAUCUUCUCCGUGUGCCACCUGGUGGCCAUGGCGUCCACCUGCGUCAACCCCGUCGUCUACGGCUUCCUCAACAGCAACUUCCAGAAGCAGCUGAAGGCCACGCUGUCACACUGCCGCUGCUGGGGCGCGGCGGAGCGCUACGAGAACCUGCCGCUCUCCGCCGUGAGCACCGAGGUCACCAAGGAGUCCCACAUGAGCAAAGGGUCCAUCAGCAUCCACUCCUAAAGCAGGGGGUCUUCCAGGAAGAGAGACUGAGACAGGAAGGGCCGACAAGAGACGUCAAGAGCCGAUGUGAGCCACGCUCCUCGCGGCGGCGGCGGCGGCGGCGUUGGCUGCUCAUCAAAGACGUUGUGAUCUUCUGACGAACGGGAGGACUUAUCCCUGAAGCUUCAGAUUGGGUAUCUCGCUGUGGUUGGCUUAUCAGUGGAUGAGGAGCGACAACAACUUUAUGGGCCGUGAUGACACAGUGCCCCUAAUUCCGCAUAAGAGGAAGUAAAUUACUGAAUGAGGGUGCAAAGGCCGUUGACGGUAAUAUCAUGUCAUACAGGACAGAGGGAGACACAAGCACUUAUUUUUUAUAUAUUUAUAUAUAUAUAUCUAUAUAAAUAGAUGUACAGUAUUUAUUGAUGUUUUGUGCACUAACCUAUGACAUAUAUGGAUGUGUAAACGGCAACACAAUAUUACGGAAUGGUUUGAAAUAAUAGUUCUUGCAUUGUACAACAUGUUUCCUGGAAGCCAGGUGGUAAUGAACCAUAACGGUUAAACAUUGCUAUUCACCACGGCUUGCCAAAAUAUAUAAAUAUAUAUAUAACUAUAAAAGGCUAUCACACCGCCCAGAUGGUACGAGAGAGAGGGAGUCGGCAAAUAAGUUACUUUAAUAACACUGGUGAAAACAAGCAAUUACAAAGGGAUAGUGAGCCAUAAUGCGUUAAUGAUUACCCAUUGGAAGGGGCUCAUUACAAUUCCGAUGGAGAAAAACAUCGGCGCUAAGGGUUUCUGCAGGCGUUCAUGUGCCCACUGAUGAAUUAUUUACUGGCAUCAUGGUAAUGGCAUUUCUGUUAUACAAAACCUUCAGAAAAUGGAUAGAAAAACUAUAGUUAUAUGGCCCUUCAAAUGGCCCAUGCAGCAAUAUAUAUAUAUUGUAUCUGUGGGCUUUUUAGUAGUAAAAUGUUCCAUGCAAUUGUCAUAUCAAGUGUCAUAAAACAUAAUGCAACGCACAGUAAAGGACAAUGUCAAUGUCA
Gadus morhua (Atlantic cod) is the source of this 2511-nucleotide messenger RNA. RefSeq names its product neuropeptide Y receptor Y8b (gene npy8br). Gene Ontology annotation, cellular component: neuron projection; plasma membrane. Gene Ontology annotation, molecular function: neuropeptide Y receptor activity; neuropeptide binding. The coding region runs from base 302 to 1495 and encodes 397 amino acids. Gene Ontology annotation, biological process: G protein-coupled receptor signaling pathway. The record is from RefSeq and is a predicted model, not a curated record. Lineage: Eukaryota; Metazoa; Chordata; Actinopteri; Gadiformes; Gadidae. The transcript has 2 exons.